AUGAACGAGUUCGCUCGCUUCUCCAAGCGGGCCGUUGACUAUAUCUUCGAUCGACCGCCUCGAAACGACGACUCAUCCCCGAUCUGGUGUCUUGGAAAGUCAUACGAAUCGAACGUCCACCCCGAUCGACCUCUGACAGUCACGACUGGAACCUCGCCCUCUGCUAAAUCCGAGUCCGAAGCCUCUCAUGCCGAUUCCGCCGUCGUGACCCAGCCAACGUCCAACACUGGGGCGGAAGCUCAGAAUGCAGAAGAUGAGCUGACGAAAAGCUUUGAUCAGGUUCAGUUGACCAAGUCUAUGGAAGAGGAGGAUCUUGGGUGGCCGCAGGAGUUUCUUGAAGACUUUGAGUCGCGAAUCUGGUUGACAUAUCGCAACAACUUCCCCCCGAUAGCCAAAUCGAACGAUCCCGCUGCUGCUUCGGCCAUGUCCUUCACGACGAAGCUACGCAACCUGGCGAACCAGGGUGGCUUCACAUCAGAUACCGGAUGGGGUUGCAUGAUCAGGAGUGGACAGUCGCUAUUGGCGAACACCUUACUUCUGCUGCGGUUGGGUAGAGAGUGGAGGAGGGGACAGAAGGAGGAUGAAUACAAGGAUUUGCUCUCCUUGUUUGCAGAUACACCAGAAUCGCCUUUCUCAAUACAUAAAUUUGUGGAGCAUGGAGCUCAGGCUUGUGGAACAUAUCCUGGCGAGUGGUUUGGACCGAAUGCCACAGCGAGAUGUAUACGUGCCCUCACAGACAAGUACCACGAAGCUGGACUUCGAGUAUACGCUCGGCCAAACGACAGCGACGUCUACAUCGACUCCCUCGUGGCCACCGCUUCCCAAAAGCAUGCAGAUGACCAGUUCGAGCCAACCCUGAUAGUCUUGGGCAUCCGACUCGGCAUCGAGAAAGUCACCCCAGCCUACCAUGCCGCACUCAAGGCAGCACUCGAGCUCCCACAAAGCGUCGGCAUCGCAGGUGGCAGACCCAGCAGCAGCCACUACUUUAUCGGCAACCAAGGCGACAACUUCUUCUACCUCGACCCACACACCACUCGACACAUGCUCUCAGCCCAGCCAUCUGCCGAAGACAUCGAGACUUGCCACACACGUCGCGUGAGGAGACUCGGGCUCGCGGAGAUGGAUCCAUCGAUGUUGCUCGGCUUCUUGAUUCGCUCGAAGGAGGAGUUUGAGGAGUGGCGGAAAGCGGUCGCGGAGAUGCCUGGGAAGGCCAUCAUCCAUAUCCAUGAGACGGAGCCGAAGUAUGCAACGGGUAAUGAGAGAGCUGGUGCGGUCGACGAGGUGGAGACGUUGGACGAGACGCUCGACGAGGAUGAUGGUGACGAUUCGGCGCUUUGA
This is a messenger RNA of Zasmidium cellare ATCC 36951, 1338 nucleotides long. RefSeq lists its product as uncharacterized. The record is from RefSeq and is a predicted model, not a curated record. The transcript is spliced from 2 exons. NCBI's taxonomy places the organism in Eukaryota, Fungi, Ascomycota, Dothideomycetes, Mycosphaerellales, Mycosphaerellaceae. Bases 1 to 1338 code for a protein of 445 amino acids. Gene Ontology annotation, molecular function: protein-phosphatidylethanolamide deconjugating activity.